AUGAUUGUAAUUCUGCUGGUGUCUAUGUCCAUGGUGGUGUAUAGUGGUGGCCAAGAACUGGAGCCACCACCAUUCCUGCCAGAGCUGCUUAACACACCUGAAAGAAUCUUGAACAAUGCCACACUCUUCAAUGGAGUCUUUCAAAAUGUGGAAAGCGUUGCAUUAUUUUUUGACUGCCUGGGCUCUCACUUCACCUGGUUACAGUCCAUCUUCACCAACUUCCCUGCCCUUCUCAACUUUGUGAACAGAAUGAAGUGUGUCACUGGGUUUUGCCCCAGGGAUUUUGAGGACUACGGCUGCUCUUGCCGGUUUGAGAUGGAAGGGCUCCCUGUGGAUGAAGCUGAUGAAUGCUGCUUUCAGCACCGCAGAUGCUACGAGGAAGCGCUGGAGAUGGAGUGCACGUGGGACCCAUCAAAGAUCUCUGCAGAUGCCAGCUGCUCUACUAAAAACCUGACCUGUGAGUCUGUGGAUCCCUGUGAACAGUUCCUCUGCACCUGUGACAAAGAUGCCAUUGAAUGCUUUGUGAAUGCCCAGAUCAACUCCUCCCUGAAUGGGCUGGAUGUCUCCUUCUGCCCAUCUCCAGUUACAGAAGCAACCAGCAAGAGAGAGCUGACAACACGACACAUGGAGGCAUUGGUUCAUCAAGGGAAUGAUGAAACACUGGCUGUGACUGCAUCUGUGGAAGAAGUGGCUUCUUUUGAGCCCCGUGACAGAGUCUUGGCAACUUCCAAAGCCAGAGUUACCUCAAGGGACCACAGAGGCACAGCUCCUGCUCCCCCCAUCCUCUCAAUUAAAGAAGAAGAUGGAUUUAUGGAAGCUUUGGUCCCAGUGGAAGAGAUAACCACCUCCCCAGCCUCAUUCCCAGGAGACAGUAACUCAAUGCAAGUCAAAAUUGUCUCCACCAACAGGAGUCCUGCAGGCACACCUGCAAGGACAAAAGCAAAAGAGACAAGCCCUGCAAAGGGUGGCCUGAGCACAGCUUCCUCUGGCAGAGCUCUGGACCUGGGACUGCCUGAGAGGGGACCUGCAGGAAAAGUGUGUGAGCGAUUGACCUUUCUGCAAGAGAGAGGACGUGGAAGAGUGGAGAGGGAGCUGCCCCAGCUUGGAGAAAUGCUGUUCUGCCUAACUGGGAGAUGCCCAGAGGAAUUUGAGUCCUAUGGCUGCUACUGUGGCCAAGAGGGAAGAGGAGAUCCCGCCGACACACUGGACAGAUGCUGCUUCUCUCAUCACUGCUGUAUGGAGCAAGUUAAGAAACUUGGAUGUCAUGCAGAAAGAAAUUUGAGAUCUGAAGUUGUAUGUUUUGAUCACACACCAAAAUGCAUUGGGCAGAGCACGUGUGAGAAGCUCCUCUGUGCCUGUGACAUGGCUGCGGCCGAGUGCAUGGCCUCUGCUGCCUUCAAUGCCAGCCUGAAGCUGCCCCACGGGCAGGGCUGCCGGGAGGAGAAGCUCUCCUGCCCAGGGGACUCUGCUGAAAGGGCUCCAGCAGGCACCCAAACAGGCUCCCAAACAGGCACAGGGGCUUCCAGCUCCGAGGAGAGCAGUGAGGAGGAAGGAGCCUGGCGGGGAGGAUUGCGGAGAGCCAGGAGAGGGACGCGGCAUCACCUGGGGAAUGUCAGAACUGGGGGGCACGAGGGCAGAUAACCCUGAGGGCAGAACACCACCC
Messenger RNA from Melospiza georgiana, 1663 nucleotides. RefSeq names its product otoconin 90 (gene OC90). NCBI's taxonomy places the organism in Eukaryota, Metazoa, Chordata, Aves, Passeriformes, Passerellidae. Gene Ontology annotation, cellular component: extracellular matrix. The transcript is spliced from 15 exons. Gene Ontology annotation, molecular function: phospholipid binding; calcium ion binding. The coding region runs from base 1 to 1641 and encodes 546 amino acids. The record is from RefSeq and is a predicted model, not a curated record. Gene Ontology annotation, biological process: phospholipid metabolic process; arachidonate secretion; lipid catabolic process.